GAGUCCAUUCAGUCGGGGCAAAAGCUUGGCCCGGACCCUACAUGUAAUAAGGAUAUGGGGACUUUUUACAGGCAGCUGAUUCAUGGCAAUGCUUUGCUCCUUAUAAUCAUUUUGGGUAUUGGCGGCAGCUUUCAUUGCGGUUACCACAUAACUGGAUUGAGUUCUCCCUCUCCGUACAUCCAGCACUUCAUCAACAGCAGCUGGUUCGACAGAUACGGCGAGCCUCCUUCUCCAGAAUCAGCCACCAUGGUAUGGUCUCUGGUUGUCUCCAUGUUUGCUGUCGGGGGACUUUUUGGUGUCUUCAGCGUCAAAUUCUUCACAGGAAAAUUAGGAAGCAAAAGGGCAAUGAUCGGCAACAACCUUAUUUCCAUCCUUGGAGCAGGAGUUAUGCUGACAAGUAAAUGGGCCCAAUCUUUUGAGAUGAUUAUUGUUGCGAGGACCCUGUUUGGCUUCUCAGCAGCUCUGGGGACCAGCCUCCACCUGAUGUACCUCGGGGAGAUUUCCCCCAGGCAGAUAAGAGGCUCAGUGACUUUGACCUCAGCCACAUUUCUGUCACUCGGGAAACUCUCUGGACAGUUUUUUGGUCUAACUGAGAUCCUUGGAGGGCAGGACAUGUGGAACAUUGUCCUCUCUGUCCCUGCAUGUUUGUCACUGGUUCAAGUUUUAGCGUUGCCUUUUCUUCCUGAACCCCCCAGAUAUUUAUUCAUAGAGAAAAGAGAUGAUAAAGCAUGCAAAAAAGCCCUGCAACAUCUUUGGGGUCCUGGGGAAUACAAACAGGAAAUGGAUGAGAUGUUGAUGGAACAGCUGGCCAGUGAAGCCGCCCCACCAAAGAGUUUCCUCCAGCUGAUAAGGGACAGGACUGUCCGAUGGCAGUUGAUCACCAUGUCCACCAUCUUCUGUUGCAACCAGCUGUCAGGCAUGUCGGCGAUCAGCAUUUUUGCUUUUGAUGUCUUCGUAAAGGCAGGAAUACCAAAGGAAAAUGUCCGCUACGUCACUCUUGGUCUUGGUCUGUCUGAAAUUGUCACCUCGCUUGUCUCUGGCCUUCUGAUUGAGUACUCGGGCAGGAGGCCGUUGCUCUGGGGUGGCUAUGGCUUCAUGUCUCUAAUCUGGGUGUUGGUCACCAUCACACUCAACCUGAAGGACACAUACUACUGGAUUUCUUACCUUUCUGCCGCUCUCAUCUUCCUGUUCUUCGUCUUCUUCUGUGGAGGACCUGGAGCGGCCACAGGUACUCUCAACAAUGAGCUCUUCACACAGUCCAACCGAUUGGCAGCUUUUGCCCUUGUGGGAUUUCUGCGCUGGUUCAUGUUUGCAAUGCAAGGCCUCAUAUUUCCAUUUAUUAUUAAAACCUUCGGUUCAUACUGCUUCACACUGUUUGCCCUCACAUCCCUGCUGGGUAGCCUUUACGCCUUCUUCAUUUUACCUGAAACUAAAGGUAAAACGCUGCUGGAGAUCUCAGCAGAGUUUAAAACCAUCAGUGUCUGUGGGAAGUUCUGGUCAAAAGAGGAAACAAAAGAGACUCAGCUGUGAGGUGCCAUUCAAGUGGCUGCUCAGGUUCAAUAGUUUAAAAAAAAUGAAAUUUCUGAAAGUGUGGAAAAAAAUCUGAACACAGUGGUGGUAAUUUUACUCAAAUAUGAAAUGAAGUUUGGACAUUUCUUGUUAGACCUUGUAGAAAACAGUUGUGUAGCUGUGCUGUCACACUGAAAGGUCAGCAGUUCGCCUCCCUCUGUUUUCCAACAAUACAUCAUCAUCUGCAGAAUGAAUGCCCAUAGGUCAUGGGCGCAGUCUAGGCAAAGAUACCCAGACUUCUCUCUCCUCACAACGGCACAGCAUCCGCCGCUCCAAAAUAUCUGUCAAUCUCAAGGUCUGAUCUUCCCUCACCCAUGAACAAGACCAAGGAGAGUUCAGAAAGGACUGUUGCAAUGUGGUUUUGGUGGCAUUUUAAGGUGGGUGCCUUGGCAACUCAAACUCCGGUCAUGAAAUUUGUUUUUGAGGCAUGAGAUCCCCAAAAAUCCAAAAUUUAAAUCCAGUUUCACCAAAUAUUAUAAAAACUGUUAAAGACUGCUUACCUCUCUCCUUUUUAUUUGCUUCAAUGAUGUUUACGCACAGAAAGAGUUCAUGUUGUUUUUUCUGUUGUAGUGAUGGAUCAGCAUCACCAGAAGAUGGCGCAGUUAAGCUUCAUCUUGUAAAGAUUAAACAUGGCUAAACGGUAAAUUUGCUAAUAUCCCAGCUUAAUCAAUUUUUGUCUAAACAUCUAGGGUUUAUAAAUUGAUUUAAUCUGUUCUAAAGAGGAGAGAGAAGAAUCAGGACGAUUUGAAGCAUUUUUACUGCCUUUUUGGAAAAUAAAAUCCUCUAAAAACUUACUGACAUGCACAGUUGAUUUCAGUGAAAGCGUUAUACCCAUUGAGCUUAAAGCUGCGUGUAGUUUUAUUUUCUGUUAAACUGAAGGUAAUAAACUAAGCUGAAUAGUAAAUGCAUGAUUUAUUUGAACCUUAAGACUCAAGCCUGCUGGAUGAGGAGCCUGAAUGCAGCUUUCUCCGCAGACGCUCCUCUGACCGAGCAUGAGAAUUUGAUUUUGGGAUGACACAAUGUGAGCAACCGAUGCACAAACAUUCCUGCUGACUGAAUUCAGCAUUGUGUCUGAGGAUUAUCUGCUUUGACUAACUAGAAGAGAAUGAGGAGCAGAUAUCAUGGGAGUUUGCAGGUCAUCAGGACUUGCAUGUGGCUUUGGUGUGAAAAGUAUUUUUAGUGUCAGUCGUAUUAAGAAAAAAAAAGUGUUUUCUGGUUUUUGCUCUGUUUUCCGCUUAUAAAGCUGGAACAAUUAAA
This is a messenger RNA of Oryzias latipes (Japanese medaka), 2826 nucleotides long. RefSeq names its product solute carrier family 2 member 9, like 1 (gene slc2a9l1). Gene Ontology annotation, biological process: dehydroascorbic acid transport. Gene Ontology annotation, molecular function: D-glucose transmembrane transporter activity. Gene Ontology annotation, cellular component: plasma membrane. The record is from RefSeq and is a predicted model, not a curated record. Lineage: Eukaryota; Metazoa; Chordata; Actinopteri; Beloniformes; Adrianichthyidae.